This is a messenger RNA of Nematocida homosporus, 750 nucleotides long. RefSeq lists its product as uncharacterized. Lineage: Eukaryota; Fungi; Microsporidia. The transcript has a single exon. Bases 1 to 750 code for a protein of 249 amino acids. The record is from RefSeq and is a predicted model, not a curated record.
AUGCGGUUUAAUGGUGAGAUGAUGGGUUAUAUGGAAGCUUACUUGAAAGAGAUAAAGAUUUGGCGGUUGCUUAGUGAGUGGAAAAGAGAGACGAUUAUUGGUACUUUGCAGAUGAAUAGUAGAUGCCGGGAAUGGUUUUACUUGGUGCAGCUGGCUCUUGGUCGUACGGCCUUGGACCAGGAAGUAGAUAGGUACUCGUCAGGGAUGUACACCCUUCUGAAGAAUCGAGCUAAGGCUUUGGGAUACUCGGUGGCGGAAAUAAGCAAUAUUCAGCGGGUGGAAGCUCGUUUGACCAGGCGGUUCUGGAGUCUUUACUUGGAAUGGGCUCCGGUUAUUCUCAGAGAAACAACCCGGACUAAGCAGUACUUACACGCGAAAAGUAGCAUAGACCUGCCUUAUUUGCACGAGCUAAGAACUCCACUUAGUGAUUACUUGAUUGAACGUGUCUUAGUGCAAACUUUACCUGCUAAUGUUCGGGUGUACUUCAUUGGCCCAACUCAGUCCACCUUAAUUAUUUGGCUAGCCCAGAAGGAUCCCUUUGGUCUACCACGGCUUAAGUACUUACAACGGACAAUCCGAGUAGUGGUGCUAGUAGAGAACGAGCAAACACUAACUUGGGCCCAAUUAGCUACUUUACGCGGUAUCUUUGGCCAAGCAGUGGUCCAAAAAAAGAUGGUCCUACCGAGGAUCGAACUCGGGUUACGGGAUUCAAAGUCCCGGGUGCUACCGCUACACCAUAGGACCUCAUGA